Messenger RNA from Mangifera indica (mango), 1014 nucleotides. Its product is annotated as peroxiredoxin Q, chloroplastic-like. The transcript is spliced from 4 exons. Gene Ontology annotation, cellular component: chloroplast thylakoid membrane; cytoplasm. The record is from RefSeq and is a predicted model, not a curated record. Lineage: Eukaryota; Viridiplantae; Streptophyta; Magnoliopsida; Sapindales; Anacardiaceae. The coding region runs from base 173 to 814 and encodes 213 amino acids. Gene Ontology annotation, molecular function: thioredoxin peroxidase activity. Gene Ontology annotation, biological process: cell redox homeostasis; cellular response to oxidative stress.
AUGCUGCGGUCAGCAAUUGUCCACGCACAAGCCAGGCUAUCCCUUUCUUGAAGGAGCACCAUCGCCUCUCUUCCUUAUCUUCCUCAGACUAAACUAACCAAUCUACUUUCAGUUCUAACUCAAUCUCAUCAAACAUAUUUCAACCCACUUCAACCAAUUCUCUUUCUCUCUAAUGGCUUCCCUCACUUUUCAAAACCUCUCUCUCCCAUCUUCACUUCCCAUUCAAACUAUUAAAACCCCAUCUUCUUCAAGCUUCUCAAUUCUCUCAAAGUCAUCACAAUCUCAAUUCUAUGGACUCACUCUCUCUUAUUCUUCCAGUUUGUCAAUCCCAUCUUCCACUUCACUCAAGACUUCCAUUUCUGCUAAGGUUAACAAAGGUCAGGUGCCACCUGCAUUCACAUUGAAAGAUCAGGAUGGGAAGAAUGUGAGCCUUUCCAAAUUUAAGGGGAAGCCUGUGGUUGUCUACUUUUACCCUGCUGAUGAGACCCCCGGCUGCACCAAACAGGCAUGUGCUUUUAGGGAUUCGUAUGAGAAAUUUAAGAAAGCAGGAGCUCAGGUUGUUGGGAUAAGUGGUGAUGAUCCGUCAUCACACAAGGAAUUUGCAAAGAAAUACAGACUUCCUUUUACCUUGCUGAGCGACGAGGGCAACAAGGUGAGAAAAGACUGGGGAGUGCCUGCAGAUCUGUUUGGAGCAUUGCCUGGGAGACAGACUUACGUUCUAGACAAGAAUGGGGUGGUUCAACUCAUCUACAACAACCAGUUCCAACCUGAAAAGCACAUUGAUGAGACCUUGAAGCUUCUUCAAAGCCUUUGAAAUUCUAAAUUCGGAACUCUUGUUUUUCUUCUUGUUAUCCCUUAUAUAUUUUUCUCUUGGAGUUAGAUAAGUAUCUGUAAUUACCUUAGCUGUAAAGAAAUGGGUCCGAACCCUCAAUUUCUCGAGGAAGUCAAUUUCCCCGACAUUUAUGAGAAAUUAAAAUGUUUUGUUUUUGGUGAAGAAAAUCAACAUUUGCUGCA